AUGGCGACUGUCAUUCACAACCCCCUGAAAGCGCUCGGGGACCAGUUCUACAAGGAGGCCAUUGAGCACUGCCGGAGUUAUAACUCGCGCCUGUGCGCAGAGCGCAGCGUGCGUCUCCCGUUCCUGGACUCGCAGACCGGGGUGGCCCAGAACAACUGCUACAUCUGGAUGGAGAAGAGGCACCGAGGCCCAGGCCUCGCCCCAGGCCAGCUGUACACGUACCCUGCCCGCUGCUGGCGUAAGAAGAGACGAUUGCACCCACCUGAGGAUCCGAAGCUGCGGCUGCUGGAAAUAAAACCUGAAGUGGAGCUGCCUCUGAAGAAAGAUGGGUUCACCUCAGAAAGCACCACCCUGGAAGCCUUGCUCCGUGGUGAGGGGAUCGAGAAGAAGGUGGACACCAGGGAGGAGGAAAACAUCCAGGAAAUACAGAGGGUUUUGGAAAAUGAUGAAAAUGUAGAAGAAGGAAAUGAAGAAGAGGAUUUAGAAGAAGAUAUUCCCAAGCGGAAGAAUCGGACCAGAGGACGGGCCCGUGGCUCUGCAGGUGGCAGAAGGAGGCACGACGCCGCCUCUCAGGAAGACCAUGACAAACCUUACGUCUGUGACAUCUGCGGCAAGCGCUAUAAAAACCGGCCGGGACUCAGCUACCACUACGCUCACACUCACCUGGCCAGCGAGGAGGGGGAUGAGGCCCAAGACCAGGAGACCCGGUCCCCACCCAACCACAGAAACGAGAACCACAGACCCCAGAAAGGACCGGAUGGGACAGUCAUUCCCAAUAACUACUGUGACUUCUGCUUGGGGGGUUCUAACAUGAACAAGAAGAGUGGGAGGCCAGAAGAGCUGGUGUCCUGUGCAGACUGUGGACGCUCUGGUCACCCCACCUGCCUGCAAUUCACCCUGAACAUGACCGAGGCUGUCAAGACCUACAAGUGGCAGUGCAUAGAGUGCAAAUCCUGCAUCCUCUGUGGGACCUCGGAGAAUGAUGACCAGCUCCUCUUCUGCGAUGACUGUGACCGCGGCUACCACAUGUACUGUUUAAAUCCCCCAGUGGCUGAGCCCCCAGAAGGGAGCUGGAGCUGCCACUUAUGCUGGGAACUGCUCAAAGAAAAAGCCUCAGCCUUCGGCUGCCAGGCCUAGGGCCCCAGGUCACAGAAUGUGGCUUGCCGCCGGAAAGGCUGAAGCAGAGCCCAGUUGAAACCAGAUGGAGCCCCUACUCCCAUAUAUCCAGACAGACCAACCAUAAGGGACAUCAGUAACCACAGAGGGCGUGGACACGUGGAACCGAGGGGGCGAGAUAUCUGCUUAAUCCUAUACACGGGUUUCCGUUCUUCAGCCAGCCCCUCCUGUUUCUGCCAGAAAGAUCGUAAACUUUUGAAGAAGGACCCCAGCCACAGCCCUGUGGACCCCCCUCACAUUCACCCUAGCACUGCAGCCCUCUCACUGGUUCCCAUUUAAGGAACCACUGGUCCCAUUUUGUGACCACCCAUCAGUCACUCAUGCGUGGUUUGGUGUUUUCUAUCUAUUGUGUUCCAAGAAAUCUUCGCACAGCCUCCCUGCCCCCAGCUUAGCCUCUUCAUCCUGAACCCAGCAGAGGAGCAAAGGGCUGUGGAGAAGUUUUUAUUUAUUACAAGCCCCGCUGGAAACUUCUAGACUCGGAACCUACAGGCUGUCUAGACGAUGGAGCCCUGAAAUCCCUCCUUGUUCCUUGGUCCCUGUGAAGAGGAAGAGCU
Messenger RNA from Eubalaena glacialis (North Atlantic right whale), 1730 nucleotides. RefSeq names its product double PHD fingers 3 (gene DPF3). Gene Ontology annotation, cellular component: nucleus. The record is from RefSeq and is a predicted model, not a curated record. The coding region runs from base 1 to 1137 and encodes 378 amino acids. The transcript has 11 exons. NCBI's taxonomy places the organism in Eukaryota, Metazoa, Chordata, Mammalia, Artiodactyla, Balaenidae.